GUUGUUUCAAAUUAUUUUGAGAAAGUAUAUGUUUAUUUUGUUGGAAUGAUUUAAAUAUCAUAUAUCAUUGAAAAUAACAAACGUUAGUUUAAUUACCGACACUAUACCAAUCAGUAUGAAAUCAUUAAAAACUGUGUAAAAUAUUAUAAAAUUAAUUUUUAAAACUAUUUUAAAUAUAUUUAUUUAUAUUUUAGCUAAACUUAGAUAAAGAAAUGGAAAAUUGUCAAUAAAUGAUUAGUUAGAUGUAUGAAACUAAAAUUAAAAAAUUCAAAUAAGUUUAAUACGACAGAUGUUUUAUCGUAAAUAUUCGUCUUAUUAUUUAAAAAUUCAGAAUACAAUAAAUACGUGUCUUUUGUCACUUCGUCGAAUUAUUUUUUAAUCAAAAAGUUUCAGUAAUAGUUAAUAGUAAUUAUUUUCCCAUGACUUCAUCAAAAGUUUUCAAAUUAAUUUUUUUAUUAUUGUGUGUGAUUUUGUAUACAAAAGCACCUCCGAGUUUAAAAAAAAAUACAGGACAAUUAAAGAGGUUACUAUUAUAUUCGGGAUGGACAAAAUUAAAUGAUGUAAACUAUAUAAAAUACUUACAAAAAAGUUAUUACGUUCAAACUUUGAUAGAAACACCUUUACAUCGUAUUAAUUGUAAUAAUAAAAUACGAGGUUUGACUAUAUUUCUUGGAUGUACAUACUCAAAAGUUAUGCAAAAUUUUUUUUCAAUUAUUAGAAACUACCAACUAAAAUGUGAUAAAAUAUCGAAAAAAGAAAACGAUGUAAUAAAUGGAUACAAUUGCAUUGAAAAACUCAUAAAUAUAAUAUCUAUAUUUAUUGUUCCUAUGGCCAAAUUGAUGAAAGAAGCCAUGAUUGCUUUGGAUUUAAUACAUAAAAAUCCAUGGGGUGACCCAUUAUGUGAUAAAAACUCCUAUAAGAUAAUUCAUUUCAUAGGAGAAAUAGAAACUAUUCAUGACAAAUUAAAUGAACUAAUUAUAAAACGUGAUGAUAUUUCUAUAUUCAAUUCGAGAAUAACUAUUAUAAACUUAGUAGUUGACAAAAUAAAACUUAAUAUGAAACAAAACACUGAUUUCUUUUGUGUUUUUGAACCUUAUGACAUGGAUUAUUUAUGGAAUGGUUGGGUUCAAGAAUAUGAAGACAUUGACUAUGGCGCAAAAUUAGAAUUUUUCAAAUUUAUAAACAAAAAAAUGAAUGAAUAUAUCAAGACAGUAAUUAUAGAAAAGUAUUUUCAAAUGGGGUUUAAAUUUGAUCCAAUUACCGAAGAAACAUUUGUCCCAACACCAGAGGAGCUAAUUGAAUUAGAGAUGGAAUUUAGAGAAACAAAUGAAGAGCCUCCAACGCCAAUACAAAUAGAAAUUCAUUAAAUUUUACAAAAAAAUUGAUUUUACCUUAUAAUAAUGUAUGAAUUAUUAUUUUUAUUAAUUUAUCAAAUUUACGUUAUUUUAUAAAACUUUAAAUAAUUAUAAAACAUAAUAAUGUAAUUUUAUUUUUAAUCACAUCGUUAACUAAUUUUAACUUAGUAUGGUAUAGCACUGAAUAUUUUUACUAUGUUUUAUUAUAUGAUAAGAUAAUAUUGAGUUUCAUUUUAUCUUCAGUAAGAAACUAAGAAGACAUUAAUUUUUCAAGGUUUAUUUAGGUAGGUAGGUUAUGGGAUUUUAUUAUUAUUUUAAAAUACCUUACAAAAGUUUGCUAUAGUAAUGAGGCCACCAAUUUUUAUUAAAGAUAUAUAAAUCUAACUUGCAUUUAAUAUAAAUUUAAACUUAUUUUGAAUAUUUUGGUUCAACUAAAUGAAGAGAAAUGACUGAAUUUCUAAACUAGCUUAAAAUAUUUUUUUUUAGCUUUUUUUAAUUAAAUAUCUUUACAAAUAAUAGCAGUAUUAAAUUCGUUUUUUUAGUAAAUUCACAGUAAAAUCAUACCACUAAAAUGAAUCAUUUUUUAUUGUUCAUAGAUCAAUAAAACGUUGCUAAACCAAAUUUUUACGCUGAUUUCAAACCUGAAAUUAGAUUUUUUUUUAUGGCCUUUUUUUUUUUUUUAGGUGUUUAGUAAUUCUAGUACAAUUAUCAAAGAAAAUAACGUUAAAUUAUCUAUCACUUAGGGUACACUUUAUGUACCUGUCAUUUUUGUUAAUGUUCAAUAAUAUUUCAAUUUGUUUUCUUGCAUACUUAAAAAUAUAUUUUGUUAAAUUUUUUUUCAAAUAAAUUAAAAAUAGAAUAGUGUCGAUAAUAUUAUUAUGAUUUAUAAUGACAUUUUUUAAAUUACAACAUAUUGAAAAUGAUUUAUAUUAUAUAUAUUUAUUAACUUAUAUUACAAAUAUUACUAUGAAAAAUGUUAUCUAAUUGGAAACUAAUUUUUCAAUAUGCACCAUUUUUAAAAACGAAUUUCAUAUUCUUUACUUAAUAAAAGCCCUAUAAAACAAUAGUCACCCUGAUAUCACGAGGGAGGCAUGAGGAUACCCUCUUAAUAGAAAACAGCAAGGAAUCGUUGGAUUAUUCCAAAAGCAACAUCAGUAGUAAUGGUAUGAAGCGCUUUGACCCUUAAAGGUUCUAACAAGUGAAAUUGAUAGGGUUGAAAGUAUGAGUAUUUUAGUGGUCACGUCACACAGGUGGUGUGAUAACACAAGUCAAAUCAGUGAUGGUGACGUCAUAAUGACGUCGUAUAUGACGGUUGAAGCCAAGAUAGUGUGAGGGGGCCAUUCAUGAUGACGUCAAAAUAACGUUAACUAUGGAUGUCCCCUCCAGGUGUCGGUUAAUAAAGAAUACAGUGUUU
Daktulosphaira vitifoliae (grape phylloxera) is the source of this 2769-nucleotide messenger RNA. RefSeq lists its product as uncharacterized. Lineage: Eukaryota; Metazoa; Arthropoda; Insecta; Hemiptera; Phylloxeridae. The coding region runs from base 420 to 1367 and encodes 315 amino acids. The record is from RefSeq and is a predicted model, not a curated record. The transcript is spliced from 2 exons.